Messenger RNA from Eruca vesicaria subsp. sativa (arugula), 1249 nucleotides. NCBI's taxonomy places the organism in Eukaryota, Viridiplantae, Streptophyta, Magnoliopsida, Brassicales, Brassicaceae. The record is from the annotation of a GenBank genome assembly.
GAAGAAUCCAUGGCUUCUCUCAUGUGGCAAACGCCUCCAACACUUUCUUCACCUAGGAAGCUCGGUCUAUUUCUUCUUCAACAUAAUCCUCUCACCUCUAUAAUCUCUUUACCGACCCAUAAAAGAAAUCCAAGCUAUCUUACUCUCAAUCUCUGUCGCUGCUCAUCGUCGUCAGCCAUGACAGUGCCGAGCAGCCCAAAGAAGAAGAGAACAAAGUACAGGAAACAGUACCCAGGAGAGAGCGUUGGGAUAACCGAAGAAAUGAGAUUCGUCGCCAUGAGAUUACGCAACGCUAAUGUAAAGAAAGUAGACCCUGAAAACGACGAGGAAGGAGAGAAAGGCGAUGAUGAGUUGGAGGGAGAGACAUGGAGUCCGAGCAAGGAAGGCUUUCUUAACUUCUUGGUUGAUAGCAAGCUUGUCUUCGACACUAUCGAACGUAUUGUAGACGAAUCCGAGGAUGUGUCCUAUGCUUACUUUAGGAGAACAGGGUUGGAGCGAGGUGAGGGUCUUGAGAGAGAUCUAGAAUGGUUUAGAACAGCACAAGAUAUGGCGAUACCGGAACCAAGUCAGGUUGGAGUAGCGUAUGCAAAGUACUUGGAAGAAGAGGCAAAAGAGAAUGCAUCUUUGUUUCUUUCUCAUUUCUACAGUAUCUACUUCUCACACAUCGCUGGUGGUCAAGUUAUAGUAAGACAGGUAUCAGAGAAGCUUCUCGAAGGGAAAGAACUGGAUUUUAAUAGGUGGGAAGGGGAUGCACAAGACUUGCUUAAAGGCGUCCGUGAGAAGCUCAAUGUACUCGGGGAGCAUUGGACUCGGGACGAGAAAAACAAAUGCUUGAAGGAAACCGCAAAGGCAUAUAAGUAUAUGGGGCAGAUAGUUCGCUUGAUCGUCUUGUAAAACAACAAAACCGUUCGCAGUACCAGGGAGGCCUCCUUUUCACUACUCAGUAUGGUCUAGUGUGAAAUGAUUUCAAAACGUUCAUGUUAAAGAAAUUUCAGAUUGCAUUCCUCACGAGCGACCAACCUAGUGUCUGUGUGGCCAAAGAGUUUGUGUGCUUUGGUUUGAGGAAUCCUUGAUGAGAUAUUGUUGUUGCUUAGUUUAAGUCCUUUUUGCACUUGAAAACAAGCACCAAGUAUCUAAUCAUUUCAUUUUCUUAAAUAUAUUUUUGUUUAAAACAAUCUUGUUGUCGAUCUUGGCAUGGGGGCACAGAUUGACAUUGCCAUGCACUGCGAAGCUCUCGUUGACAUUAGCU